AUGGGGGGCAAGAAAGAAUCCAAGGCCAUCUACUUCGAGAAGCUUGAGGCUCUCCUCAAGGAGUACAAGUCCAUCUUCAUCGUCACCGUCGACAAUGUCUCUUCGCAGCAGAUGCACGAGAUCCGUCAAUCCCUCCGCGGUGAGGGUGUCGUUCUCAUGGGAAAGAACACCAUGGUCCGCCGUGCUUUGAAGGGUCUCAUCAACGACUCUCCCGAGUACGAGCGACUUCUUCCCUUCGUCAAGGGCAACGUCGGCUUCGUCUUCACCAACUCUGAUCUCAAGGAGAUCCGUGACAAGAUUCUCGCCAACCGUGUCGCCGCCCCUGCCCGUGCUGGUGCACUCGCUCCCGGCGAUGUGUAUGUCCCAGCCGGAAACACUGGUAUGGAACCCGGAAAGACUUCUUUCUUCCAGGCUCUCGGUGUUCCCACCAAGAUUGCCCGUGGUACCAUUGAAAUUACCUCCGACUUGAAGCUCAUUGAGGCCGGUAACAAGGUCGGUGCCUCUGAGGCUACCCUCCUCAACUUGUUGGGAAUUUCUCCCUUCACCUAUGGUAUGGGUAUCUACCAGAUCUACGACAACGGUCAGACCUUCGCGCCCAGCGUUUUGGACAUUGAGGAGUCCCAGCUGCUCAAGGCUUUCUCGUCGGCCAUCGCCACCAUUGCCAGCAUCUCGCUCGCCACCAACUUCCCGACCCUGCCUUCCGUCAUGCACUCGGUCGUCAACUCAUACAAGAACGUCCUCUCUGUUGCCAUUGAGACCGACUACGAGUGGGAGGAGAUUGCUGAGCUCAAGGACCGCAUUGCCAACCCCGACAAGUAUGCUUCUGCUGGUCCUGCCGCUGGUGCUGCCGCCAGCGGUGGUGCCGCCCCUGCUGCCAAGGAGGAGGCUAAGGAAGAGGCCAAGGAGGAGUCUGAUGAGGAUGAGGACAUGGGCUUCGGUCUGUUCGAUUAG
Messenger RNA from Plenodomus lingam JN3, 951 nucleotides. RefSeq names its product 60S ribosomal protein uL10. Lineage: Eukaryota; Fungi; Ascomycota; Dothideomycetes; Pleosporales; Leptosphaeriaceae. Gene Ontology annotation, molecular function: structural constituent of ribosome; large ribosomal subunit rRNA binding. The record is from RefSeq and is a predicted model, not a curated record. Gene Ontology annotation, biological process: cytoplasmic translation; ribosomal large subunit assembly; ribosome biogenesis. Gene Ontology annotation, cellular component: cytosolic large ribosomal subunit.